Messenger RNA from Pyricularia oryzae 70-15, 833 nucleotides. RefSeq lists its product as uncharacterized. The transcript has 2 exons. Lineage: Eukaryota; Fungi; Ascomycota; Sordariomycetes; Magnaporthales; Pyriculariaceae. The record is from RefSeq and is a predicted model, not a curated record. Bases 350 to 637 code for a protein of 95 amino acids.
GGAGCGUUCAAGCUGUCGUUUCAAAUCAAUCCCAGCUUCUUGGACCCAGAAGUCCAGACUUGCAUGCUCCUACCACGGAACGGGCCAAGCCCAACAAAUAAGAGGACGUGAGAAAGAAAAACCUCCGGAGACCUACUAUCUGAUUAAUCACACAUCUUCCCCGCAUUGUAAGCACUUCAGACUUGUUCCCAACAAUGAGCAGAUGUAUCGUCAUUUAUUUUAGGUAGUUCCUCAGAUACUCUGUCAUAGGAUCGAUCUCAGCCGGUCCUUUGUUCCCUUGGUCAGUCUAUUUCCGUCGGGCAAAAAAGAAAAAAAAAAAAAAAAAAAAAAGAGCGAACUCCAAAAUCCCAUGUCCGAACACCUCGUUGGAGCUACGCCCUGCCGAGGCAAGGCGUCACAUCUACCGGUUCAGUGGAGCUGGAGCUGGAGCUGGAGCUGGCUUGCUGUGCGUCCCUAUGGGCGCGCCGAACACUGCCCAACUGAACGGUACAAAAGCAAGUCUUGCCGUCAUCUAUUUCCAUCCCUGUCCUCCUCCGAAAUGCCCUUGCACACGUCAGACGCUUGCCGGCAACCGAAUAUUGAAUCCAACUCGUAUAUCUUCAUUUCAUCCUCUUUUUCUCAGUUCUACCCCCAUUAGAUUUGAAGAACAUCUCCGAAUUCUGAUAUCACUCCUUACUCGAUACUACUCUCAAGCUGAGGUCAGCUCACCACCUCUGCAGAAGCAAAGUGGCUGAGCAUCUCGUCGUAUCGUACCGGUAAAGUAUCUAUAGAGGUACUUUUGUGCUACGUGUGAAUAUGAUAGAUGAUACUUAAUUUAAAUGACUGUACACCCG